Messenger RNA from Ostrinia nubilalis (European corn borer), 1272 nucleotides. RefSeq names its product probable pseudouridine-5'-phosphatase. The record is from RefSeq and is a predicted model, not a curated record. The coding region runs from base 433 to 1119 and encodes 228 amino acids. Lineage: Eukaryota; Metazoa; Arthropoda; Insecta; Lepidoptera; Crambidae. Gene Ontology annotation, molecular function: phosphatase activity. The transcript is spliced from 4 exons.
AUGGUAACUCAUUUAUGAAGUACGUAAUUAUAAAACAAAUUAAUUAAUAACUAUUCACAGAAAAUUGUAUCAUGAAUGAAGCCUGACUGCCUGAACACGAGAAUACCUACUUCACAGCUUUGUUAUACAGGGUGUCAGUAAAGUAUAAAUAGAAGUAAUGACCUUGUUAAAAUACGAAUAUGUAACUAUCUAAUUAUACGCAAAUAGCCUGUUAUUGUUAACGACCCUGUAUAAUUAUACACUUAUUGAUAAUGCCUCAAAGAUGUAGAUAACGGAUGGAACUGGCGUAACUUAUCAGUCUUAUUUUUGGUAGCCUUGUGUGAAGUCAUUAGGAUUCUUGCGGCAAUGCCAAAACUAUUAUAGAUCUAGUAACCAUAUUCAAUUUUAAAUUACAGUUUAAUAAUAAUUCGUACUUAAUUAGAAUUUAUAAAGAUGUCUUUUAAGCCAGUGACUCACGUUUUAUUUGACAUGGAUGGUUUAAUUCUGAACACAGAAGAGUUGUAUACUAUCGGUUUCCAAGAAGUGGCUUCAAGAUUUGGAAAAACGUUCACAUUUGAAUUAAAAAGUAAAAUAAUGGGGCAGCAAAGUCGGGAGUUUGCUGGCUCUAUCAUAGAUGAACUGGGGCUUCCUUUGACUGUCGAGGAGUUUCUAAAGGAAACGAGGAUUAUAUUCGAGAAGUUGUUUCCUAUUUGCAAAGUUAUGCCUGGGGUAGAAAGACUAAUCCGACACUUGCACGACAACAAUAUUCCAAUUGGGCUAGCUACUAGCAGCAGUAAAGAAACAUACGAUUUGAAGGUGGCCAAGCAUCAAGAGUUGUUCGAUUUACUCACGUAUAAAACGUGGGGUUCCUCGGACCCUCUAGUCAAGAGAGGGAAGCCAAACCCUGAUAUAUUCCUCGUAGCCGCAGAGAAAUUCCCUGAUAAUCCACCACCAGAAAAGUGUCUCGUGUUCGAAGACUCCCUUAACGGCGUGAAGGCAGCACGGGCGGCGGGCAUGCAGGUGGUUAUGGUGCCUGACCCGAGGCUGGACCGCGCCCGCGCUUUCGAAGCCACCAUCGUCCUGGGCUCCGUGGAGGAAUUCCGACCGGAGGACUUUGGGUUGCCGCCUUUUAGCCAUUAGCAUUUUGCAGCUUACGAUUUUUUGGAAGGCAGAAACUUGAAGAAACAAGCAAACUAAGUGGCGCCAUCUACCUCUAGCGUUUUAGCUAACUAAUGAUUACGAUAAAAUUGUAAAUUAACAAAACAUCUAAACAUAUUUUGGCUUUAGUGCUUG